AUGAUUGGCUGCCGUACUCCGCCACCGCAACACGCUCCAACGCGACUCUUGGUAACAUACCGUAUUGUCACGGCGCCCCGAAGUCCUUCCAAACCCUCCUCCACAACCCUCCACAAUCCUCACAUUCCUCCACAUUCCACCGACCAAUUCGCAAGCCGGGAUCUUGCAUCUUCGUAUCUCGAGUCCCUGAAACCCGCAGACAGCUCACUCGCCAAUGCUAUCCUCUCCCCCUUUACGCGCAUCAAGCUCCUGAGGCAUUUCACCCCGGACCACGCCAGCCAAUCCGACCGGCUACCUACACAGUAA
Messenger RNA from Blastomyces dermatitidis ER-3, 306 nucleotides. RefSeq lists its product as uncharacterized. Lineage: Eukaryota; Fungi; Ascomycota; Eurotiomycetes; Onygenales; Ajellomycetaceae. The transcript is spliced from 2 exons. The record is from RefSeq and is a predicted model, not a curated record. Bases 1 to 306 code for a protein of 101 amino acids.